Molecule: messenger RNA, 2562 nt
Organism: Ricinus communis (castor bean)
Lineage: Eukaryota; Viridiplantae; Streptophyta; Magnoliopsida; Malpighiales; Euphorbiaceae
Product: DNA polymerase alpha subunit B
Exons: 16
Coding region: 316-2181 (621 amino acids)
Biological process (GO): DNA replication; DNA replication initiation
Cellular component (GO): alpha DNA polymerase:primase complex
Molecular function (GO): DNA binding
Source: RefSeq, a predicted model, not a curated record
AUAUAUAGUAUUUUUAUAAAAAAAUAUAGAUAGUUUUACUUUUUUUUUCAAAAUAAAAUUCAUAGGCAAAUGGCUCUCACAAGCCACUGGGCCUUUAGCCCACUGUUUAUCUUAACGGGUUAAAUCUUGGACCGGACCCGGAUCCCUAUGAGUGCAUUUUCGUUAUAACAGUCAAAGAACUUCGGAGUAUUAAUAGUCCGAUUAAAACCCCGCGAAAAUCCUCAGUUUUAUUCACAAGUUUCCCGCCAUUUGUUCUGUAUCCUGAUUUCCUCCAAUCUCUGCAACUCACAAGAACCCUAGAGAUAGAGAUCAACAAUGGAAGAGGAGAUUAAAGCAGAAUUCAACAAAAGCGGGUUCACGCUAGACCAUGAAGAAGAGCAAAUUCUCAAGAAAUGUCUUACUUUCUGUAUAAAUUACAAUCUCAAGCCAGCAGAUCUUGUUUCCAGCUGGGAAGUUUAUUAUCUUAAUAGACAGCUAGAUGAAUCGACGGUACAAAAUGGUGAAAUGGAUGGGUUUUUAUUACAUCUACAGAAUGAACAGAAAGAAGCUAUUAUUAAAGAGGAACCUGAUUUGCACAUCUACUCUAGCAAAGAUGUGGACAUGAUUUUGAAUGACGAAGGAGAAGAUUUAAAAGAAGAAGUUCCUGGCACUCCAACAGAUGAAUCUCAAAAACUUAAUUCUGAACCAUUUGAUUCGAUAAUUAAAUCAACUGGAAAUGGUUAUUCUUCUGGAAAACGAUCAAAGCAUGUGACGCCCUUUGGACGACGAACUGAUAAGUUUGUGGUGAAAUUCAACAUCAAUAAUCUACCUGAUACCGAGAAUGGUGAUAAUGAGCAUGUUCGUGAAAAUAUGGAGGAUGAUAUUAUUAAGAGGGUGCAACCGCGAAAGAAGUGUUCUUUUGUGGUCCAUGGAUCUGGGCCAGAGCCAGGUUGCCGGUUCAUGUAUGACCGGAUUGAAGACAGGUUUAAUGCACUUGACAACCGCAUCAGAAAGCAUGCAGCUGCACUUGUUGCUUCUGGACUCUAUGAGGAACCAACGGACCCUACUGUUGCCUCACAGAGAAAUGUGUUUGCUGUCGGAAUGAUCUGUUGUGAUGGAGAAGGUCGUUUGAAUGAGAAGUCAGUCUUAUUGCAAAGCAGCAUUGAACAUUCUGGAGGGCAGCGCGUUCAUUUAGAUUUGCAUAACUUGAGCCAAUUCUCCAUUUUCCCUGGACAGAUUGUAGCUAUUGAAGGUCAUAAUCCUAGUGGGCACUGUUUAGUUGCAUCAAAACUGGUAGAUUCUAUUCCCUUAUCUGCUGCUCCUGAUGGGAAUUUGCCUCCAGCGAAGAAGCAAGCUCUGGAUCAGGAGAUCGAAUCAAUUGGUUCAUCCUGUACACAGGAGAUAUCAGUGCUUAUUGCUUCAGGCCCUUUUACCACCCUAGACAAUUUAAUGUUUGAGCCUCUGACAGAACUGCUGGCAUAUGCAAGCAGAAAGCUACCGCAAUUGCUUAUACUGCUGGGACCAUUUGUUGAUUCUGAACAUCCAGAGAUUAAGAAAGGAACUGUAGACGGGAGCUUUGAUGAAAUAUUUCGACAGGAGAUUCUCAGAAGGCUGCAAGACUAUGUUGAAUACAUGGGUUCUGAUGCACAAGUGUUAAUAGUGCCAUCCACACGGGAUGCCAACCAUGAUUUUGUUUUCCCACAGCCUGCUUUUGAUAUUCAUAGAUCUAAUCUUCAACAUCAGAUACGGAGUCUCACAAAUCCAGGCAUCUUUGAAGCAAAUCAGGUCAGAGUAGGUUGCUGCACAGUGGAUAUUAUAAAACAGCUUGGCAGUGAGGAGAUGUCACGAAAUCCAACAGAUGGAACUCCUAGUAAUCGAAUGAGCAGACUUGCAAAUCAUAUUCUUAGCCAGCGCAGCUUUUAUCCGUUAUAUCCACCAGCAGAAGAUGUUCCGUUGGAUUUUUCACUUGCUCCAGAAGCUCUUCAUAUUCCCUCAGUGCCUCACAUUCUAAUUGUACCUUCAGAUAUGAAGUAUUUUAUAAAGGUAUUGUCCCUUGGCGGAAGAAUUGAAGGGGAAGAGCAAACAAAGUGCGUUUGUAUAAACCCGGGAAGACUGGCCAAGGGAGAAGGGGGAGGCACCUUUGUAGAGCUUAACUACCGUGGGAGUCCUGACAAGAUGAAUGCUUCAGUCAUAGGCAUAUAACUCGUGGAUGGAAAAUAUUCAAGGCAUCUUAAUUUGGCAGCUGAUUCACAAUAUCAGAUCUGUCGUUCAACUUAUUUUGUGAGUCAAUGAGUUUACCAGACUCCAUGCAGUAUGUCACAGGCUUGGAAUUUUUUGGCCAGGAACCUGCUCAAGUGAGCCUCUUCUAGGGCAAGGAGUGAUUUUGGCUGAGCCGAGUAGUGCAGAGAUAUACAUAAGUUAAUUGCUUAGUUAGGAUAAAUCAGGAGGAUCUCAUCCUCCCAUUUCUUCAUCUUCUUUAUCACCUAUUCUAACUGAUCAUUAAUAAUUAAUUCUGUAAUUCAUACACUAUUAAUUUGCUGUUGAUGAGAUUAUCAUAUUCAUUUUCAUGUUUUUCUGGUGUAA